AUGAGGUUUCUAAUUGUAAUCUGCCUUUUAACGCUUAUUUCCAAAGAUGUGAAAAGUCUGCUGCUAAACCAAAUGGAUUGGAAAAAUCUGCUAAACAGCGGAGCAUUGGAUUUGAAUGUCUUGCGCUGUUUUCUGCGCGAUAAAAACUUUUGCCCCAGUCCCUAUAUCGAGCAUCGUCUGUAUGCACCCAAUGGUCCGCGCAGUGGGCUGCCGUUGAGCAUCAAAAAUCCGUUGACCCUGUACAAGGGCGGGUUCAACAAGCAACGCGAGACGGUCUUCAUAGUGCAUGGAUUCAAUGGAACAGCGAUUGACAAGCAUCUGCAGUUUCUGAGGGAUGCAUAUUUGACGCGUGACUUUAAUGUGAUCACUGUGGAUUGGCGACCUCUAACACGAUAUCCAUGUUAUCUCCACUCGCUUAUCAACACGCGUCUUACGGCACAGUGUACGGCUCAGGUGUAUUCAUUUCUCACUCAUUAUGGCGCCACCCGUGAGAAGAUCACCUGUGUGGGACAUUCUUUAGGCGCUCACAUCUGUGGCAUGAUUAGCAAUCAUUUGACUAAGAAACAGUAUCGCAUUAUCGGCUUAGAUCCAGCGCGUCCACUUAUCGAGCGCAAGAAAAGCAAUCAAUUUCGUUUAUCGAUUGAUGACGCGAGUGUCAUACAGGUGAUUCAUACAAACGCGGGUUAUUUGGGUCAGGAGGAUAAUACGGGCCAUCUGAAUUAUUGUGUAAAUGGCGGUCGCAUACAGCCCUUCUGCAAAGGAAAUCCUAUUAGACGCUACCGCUGCUCCCAUUUUAUGAGUGUUUGUUAUUUGGCCACGGCCACCUUAAAGCACAGCAAGUUUAUGGGCGUGCCCUGUCCAAAUGGCUGUGUGAACCUAAAAGGUCCCAAGCGUCUGCCAGUUAACGGUAGAAUCAAUCCGUUUGAGUUUGUUUCCCUGCUGCGAGAUUACAAAAUAGGAAUCGACGCGCCCGACGACGCUCGUGGCUGUAUUUGCAUUGAUGUGCCGUAUGCCAAGCAUUGUCCGUUUACAGAUGCCUAGUAGUAUUUAUAUGUUUUAGUUGUAAUUUUCUCUGUAGACUUUUAACAAUAAACUUUAUAGGAAUUUAAAAA
Drosophila innubila is the source of this 1112-nucleotide messenger RNA. RefSeq names its product lipase member H-A. The transcript is spliced from 6 exons. NCBI's taxonomy places the organism in Eukaryota, Metazoa, Arthropoda, Insecta, Diptera, Drosophilidae. Bases 1 to 1041 code for a protein of 346 amino acids. Gene Ontology annotation, molecular function: lipase activity. The record is from RefSeq and is a predicted model, not a curated record.